UCGGGGUCGGUAUGCAGAGCCAAAGCUGGGUCGAAGUGGGUCAUAACGCACACCCUCCCCUGCGCUCAGGCGUAUGCGAGUCGCCAUCCACCCGCAAGGCACACAUCCACAUCCCCAGUCUCCGUCCGCGACGCGUAGGUCCGGUUUUCCAUGCGCGGCGUCCACGCGCCAAAAUUGAUGCUCGGCUGCGAUGCGGAUCCGCACGGCUCCAUCAACUCUGAGUAUGGCGGGCGCACUCGAUCCGUCUGUGCAUUCUGCAAGCGGUGGCGGGUUGAGUCUGCGGAGGCGGAGGGGAAAUCGGAUCAGGGCUAUUCGCGAAAGCUGUGGGUGUGAAGUUGUAGUCCGUGUACGGGUCCGUAGCCAGGCAAUGGUAACGAAUCGAGUUGUGAAAAGGGAAAAGGGAAAGGGAAGAGGGAAAGGGAAAAGGGAAAGGGAAAAGGGAAAGGGAAGAGGGAAAGGGAAGAGGGAAAGGGAAGAGGGAAAGGGAAGAGCGACAGGGAAGAGGGAAAGGGAAGAGGGAAGAGGAAAAAGGGAAAAGGAAAAAGGAAAAAGGAAAAAGGAAAAAGGAAAAAGGGAAAAGUGAAGAGGCAGGGCAGAAGAGUACCAAUGCAAUGCAUAUACAUACACCCACAACAACGCUACUCACUAUCUAGUUACACUCCCAUCCG
This is a messenger RNA of Didymella exigua CBS 183.55, 668 nucleotides long. RefSeq lists its product as uncharacterized. The transcript has a single exon. Lineage: Eukaryota; Fungi; Ascomycota; Dothideomycetes; Pleosporales; Didymellaceae. The record is from RefSeq and is a predicted model, not a curated record. The coding region runs from base 191 to 583 and encodes 130 amino acids.